Messenger RNA from Eupeodes corollae, 1066 nucleotides. It is a transcript of the gene ReepB, whose product is annotated as receptor expression-enhancing protein 5. Bases 172 to 711 code for a protein of 179 amino acids. The record is from RefSeq and is a predicted model, not a curated record. The transcript is spliced from 5 exons. NCBI's taxonomy places the organism in Eukaryota, Metazoa, Arthropoda, Insecta, Diptera, Syrphidae.
UUGCCAAACUGUACCUAGCUUCACUCUACCAAUUCCAAAUAUGACAUUUCAUUAAGUUCACCUCACAAUCAUCACCCAAAAAAAAGGUUUUCAUCCGCCAGUUUAUUUAUUCUCGCUGUCAACCUCAUUUAAUUUGGCCACCCUAAAUCUAGGAAUAUUCAAAUAUCGAAAAUGGCAUCUGCACAAGUUGACAAAAUAAAGAACUCCAUUGAUAAAACUUUGAACGACAACACCAAACCCUGGACUAAAGCAUUUGGAUUUUUGGAAGAAAAAUCAAAUGUUCCCCGUCUGUAUAUAUUUUUUGGUAUUGCUGGACUUUGUGCUUUAUACUUGAUCUUUGGUUAUGGUGCACAACUUUUGUGCAAUAUCAUAGGUGUUGUUUAUCCUGCAUACAUCUCAAUUCAUGCCAUUGAAUCAAGUACAAAAAUCGAUGAUACUAAAUGGCUAACCUAUUGGGUAACAUAUGGUAUUUUGUCAUGUAUCGAAUAUUUCUCCGUGAUUUUGACGUCGGUUAUUCCACUUUAUUGGCUUUUGAAGUGCAUCUUCCUUGUUUGGUGUAUGUUGCCCAUCGAAAGUAAUGGCUCAAACAUUAUCUAUAACCGGGUGAUUCGUCCAUAUUUCCUAAAGCAUCACCAAGCCGCUGACAAGUUAAUGGAUGAUAUGAUGGACAAAGCGAAGAAAUCCAUAGGAAGUGUCUACAAAAAUGAAUAAGACGUUUCUACAUCACCUUUUAUACAAAAAAAAGAAAAGAGAGAAACUAUAUUUUAGUAACAAAAAAAACACGAUUUUGGUAUAACACUUUUCGUCUCGAGAUUUAAUUAUUUCACCGGUUAUAGAUGCUUUUCUUUCAUAUAUCGUAUUUCCCAUCUUAACUGUUUACGGGGUAUUUUUCAAGUCUAUUAUUAAAUUCAAAUACAAGAUGCAUUUGUUUAAAAUUGAAAUAAAUUUUCUAUUAUGUGUAUGCAUUUCUAUAUAUGACACCUUUCAUUCAAAAACUUUAAUCUAUUUAAAAUAGAAAAUAAAAUAGUUUCAAUAAAAUUGAAAACCAUCACACCAAUCAAUAUUA